CGAGCAAGCAUGCACGAGCGUCGAUCGAAUCGAUCGAACGAAAAUUUUACUCGAUUUAAUACAGUAGGACGCGUACUGAUAUUUUUCAACAUUUCCGCGUAUUCUCGCUUUCGAAUAUAAAAAAUGGUUUUAGAGUAUAGUUCAUAAAUUUUUAGCAUCAAAUAUUUUUACAAUAAACAAUUCAAACGAAUUAGUUUUUGAGAAAAUUUCUGAGUAGAAAUUCCACAACCUUUCGGAAAUGAUUUCUUCAUAUUUUUCUAACGAACGAACAUGUGAUAAAUCUUUUAUCCGUAAAAAAAUGCGGGAUUGUCGAACAAUUGCGCGUCAACCAGGAAUUUAGAAAUGAUUCACGAUUUCCAACAGUUGGAAAUUUUUUUUUAUUUUUUUAAUCAACUCAUUUCCGACAAGAUUCGGUUAUCAAUUUAAACAUAAAAAAGUCGGAAAUAAAAAAUCAGCCGGCCAAUAUCACGUAGAUGCUCUUCAUUCCUCUCUCUCUCUCUCUCUCUCUCUCUGGCACGGUCCUCGCGCGCCGACCGCCGACAAAAAAAAACGACUGGAGCGACGUUCUACGUUUUCCAACUGAGUCUCAAACAUAAACACGCAUCACGUGUUUUUCAUGUGUACACGACCCUCACCAAAUCGUAAAAUUACAAAAAAUCACAAAAAAAUGAUGCAACCAAUUUCCACGCUCAAAUUAUCCAAAUCUGCAAAAACUGAACUCGCAAAAUCUGGCUAUCACUAUGUUGAUGAUAUUGAAAAUUUAGGAGAGUGGACACGAAAACACAAUGAAAAGUUAACGCCUCCGUUACCACCCGAAAUAUCAGCUCUCGAUCUUUGGCAAGACGAAGUGCAGCAAGAUUAUGUAAGGACUUUCUGUGAAAAUCUGGAUAAUAUUCUCGACGGUGGUUUUCGGUGUGGCACCAUUACGGAAAUUUGCGGAGCUUACGGUUCUGGCAAAACUCAAAUAUGCUUUCAGACAAGUGUCAAUUGUCAAUUGCCUCAAAAUUGUGGAGGCCUCAGCAGCCAGACUCUCUAUAUCGAUACUAGAAACGGAUUUUCAUCUUGUAGAAUUCAAGACAUAAUCAGAGGAUGCCAAAAACGUUUUCCAAACGUAAUACUAAACGAGAACGAUAUUCUGAAAGAAAUCAAAGUUUCCUCACCCCGGAAUCUCGAUGAAUUGAUCUCUACCAUUCACAGCUUGAAAAAAUACCUUCGCACUGAUUCAAAAAUAAAAGCAAUAAUCCUCGACAGUUUGUCACUCCCGGUGCAAUGCACCUUGACCGAUGGAUGGCAAAGAACACAAUUUUACUUUAGAGUAGUUGACGAGCUGCAGAAAAUUGCUUCUCGCAAUAAAAUAGCUGUAAUUAUCGUGAACGAACUUUGUUCGCAUGUGGACGACGAAGGUGAGAUUACUUACGAGAGUGCUGGUGGCCAAUUGUUUGCUCACAGAGCUCUCAGAAGAUUGGUGGUCACUCGACUGAGCGAUUCUCGUUUCGCAGCCCGAAUUCUUAAAUCUUCAAGCGUGCCACAAAUUUCCAUCAAAUUUCAUAUUGAUGAAGAUGGCAUAAGGGAUGAAAAUUCUUCGCAGUAAAAUGUCUGAAGUUCAAAAAGAAGAAAAGAGUUGCCGACAGUAUUUUUCAUUGGAUUUUAUUCCUUUUACACACGAUGUUUAAACAGUAAAUAUAGAGCCUUGCUGUAUGGAAAAAUAACUAGCAAAAUAUAACAGCUCAGUUGUUUUUUUCCCCAUUUGGCAUAUAAACAUUUAAAAAAUAUAUAAUAGGCGAUUUACAAUUGUACAAGACUGCUGGUGUAAAAAACAAGUUAUAUCUCAUGUAUAAUAAAAAAAAGCAAUAGCUUUUAUCGAAAACGUGA
This is a messenger RNA of Venturia canescens, 1872 nucleotides long. Its product is annotated as DNA repair protein RAD51 homolog 3-like. Lineage: Eukaryota; Metazoa; Arthropoda; Insecta; Hymenoptera; Ichneumonidae. The coding region runs from base 617 to 1591 and encodes 324 amino acids. The transcript has 8 exons. Gene Ontology annotation, molecular function: crossover junction DNA endonuclease activity; ATP binding; four-way junction DNA binding. Gene Ontology annotation, cellular component: replication fork; Rad51B-Rad51C-Rad51D-XRCC2 complex; Rad51C-XRCC3 complex. Gene Ontology annotation, biological process: DNA repair; reciprocal meiotic recombination; meiotic DNA recombinase assembly. The record is from RefSeq and is a predicted model, not a curated record.